CAUAUGGUUAUUUUUUGCUGGCGGGAAGCUUUCGUUGAUUUAUAAAAGUAGUGAAUUUAUUUUAAUUUCAUGCCGUGUAUUUAAUAAAUUGGCUUAAAACAUGGAUAGAUCUCUGCAACAGCUUUACACUUCAAUGCCGCGCAACUCUGUGGCGGGUCGAAUACGACCUCAGGCUACCACGAGUAGACCAGCAUCACCACUAAUAAAAAAGACCGGCAUCAGUCAAGGCCGUUUCAGCCUGUCGGCUCGUUCAAAUCCGUCAAUUAUUGGAAUUCGUUCCGAGUUCAAUAUGGUUGAGAGUUUUGGUUUUCAACUACCCGUUUUGGUUAAUGAGGCUCUUACCUUUAAUGAAAAAAAUCAAAAUGUUUCAGUACGCUGUGCCACGAAUGGUUGGGCUUGGAUUGUGCAUGGUCGCCGUUUACUUAUUUGGCAAUAUAAGGAUACUAAACGCACUGGUGAUAGCACAUCGCCACGCACCCAUAAGGAAUUGGUACGCGCACAACAACGUCGAGGAACUGCUAUGGCCCAAUGUCGCGAAUUAACUUUACCACACUGCGAUAUUGGUCAUAAGGCUAGUUUGGUUAGUGUUUUUAUGGGCGAAGGACAACAAAUGGCAUCGUGCGUAGCAGUUUCUCCCACCGGCGAUGUACGUUACUGGCCAUCAAUUGCACAUGACAGCUCAUCUGUUGAUGUGAGCGGAAUUUUGGAUGGUCAGGAAUUUGAUCAAAUGCUCAAUAUGCCACACCAACUAGGUUAUUUGUUAGUAACCACUACUUGCAAUUUAGUGUUGUUGCAAUUGCAAUUGGUCAAUGGUAGGCAUGUGCUACAACAUAAAACCAUACGUCAACCCGCUGGAUUCCUAGGUGGCAUAAGCAAGAAAUUCUCAAUUAUAAUGGGUAUGAACAGUGGCAGUGACAAAGAGAAUAAAUUUGUAGGUAUUGCUUGCGACGGCGGUGCGAGUGGAGAAGUGUUUGUUACCGUGCUGGCAGAUCGUUGGUUUCAGCGCUGGCGCUUAGCAAAUGGCGGCGCCGUCGAGCUGCUGUUGUAUGAAGAUAGCGAGAUUAUUCGCAAAAUACGCGAUGAAUUCCAACACAAAUUCUGGAACGUGCGUGAUAAUCUCGAUAUAAACUUACAUCUUCUGGAUAUGCAUAUUAAUAAUGGUAAAAUUUAUGUGCUCGGUGGUGCGGUGAACACUGCACAUGCUCCACAAAUUCACUACGGCGUUGCGAUUAUUACAUCGGAAGCUGAGGCAAUGAAGCUACACAGUUUCAUACCACUCAAACUGGCUCAAUUUUAUAAUCUUGGCACCGAAAAGGAGUGUCACAAUUUACAUUUUAUCGUGACAAAUACUCACCUCUUUUUCUAUACGGAUAAGAAUAUUUAUCCCUUAAACUUAUCCAAUCCGGCCAUAGCUGAAAUGGAGGCUGAGAAGAUUGAAUUUCAUUUACAAGAUGAUCGUAUAUUAAAUGCAGCAAUCUGCGGACAACUGCCGCUAUUCUUUAGCCGCACUCAUGGUUUAGUGUGUGUAACACCUGGCGAUUUUGACACCAUAGAAUUUAUGAAUUCCUCCUUUACAUUGGGACCGAGCGUCAAUACAGCCGGCGAUAUAAACAAUUUGUCAACGUUGGGUGUCGAUCAAAGUGCAUUGUAUAAUAGCCAGAUUAAUGAGAGCAAUUUAUAUAUGUUUGAUUUGGAUCCCGAUGCCAUGUAUAAUGAGUUUAAGGACGAAGUUAGUCAGUUGAAGGCAGCAUUUAUCUAUCGCCUCAAGCACAACAAUAAUAUGUGUAAUACAAUAUUGAAUGAUUUAUUGCGUAACAUGUCGGAAAAUCAGACAUCAAGCACGGCAGCAGCCAAUGCCAACCAAUUGGACAGAAUCGUUAUAACGAUUGCUGAAGAUUUGGCCGAAGAUUUGCCAGCAGCCGAUCCGCGCUGGGAGCAAUUAUGGACAGAAGCUGGACAUAGCAACAAACAUGCGCUGGGUAGCUCAUCGUCUUUGCAAAUUCUUACGCAACUUAAGGAGAAAAGUCUAGCGCUGCGGCAUUUUGUGGAAUUUCUGCACAGCCCCGGUAUAUGGGAGAAGCUUGAUGCUGUGCCGAGUGGUGGUGGCAGCGUAUUGAAACCUACUUCCUAUAUUUUAGCUGACAUUAGUGAGAAGCUCGUUGCCGCUAUCGCUUUAAGGAGCAUACAAAGCAAAUAUAGCAAGAUUAUCGACGAGGCCAUAAAUCGUGUCGUUUCGACUUGGCAAGAAAAUCCUUAUGGCAAUUUGACCGCGCAAGAUAUAUUCUAUGUGCGCAUAUGCAAGUUUCAAGAAAUUUUCCAAGCAUUUUCGGACAUAGCUGAUAAUCGCAUUGAGUCCCAACAACAGACCACCACAUUGGCGAUGCUCAUAAGUGACAUAAAUACCAUCAUCUUGCAUAUUAUAGCCGAGAUCAAGAGUAGUCGUGAGCAUAACGGCUCACUGUACACGCUGCCACAGGAAAAAGCGAAUGUGCACGAAUACUUACCGUGGACCGCCAUGUCGGGUAGUGUGGGCAUGCGGGACACCUUAUCGCAUCUUGUCGACAUUUCGGUGCGUUACGGCGCGCAUUGCACCAACGAACCAGAGCUGAAGCAACGUUUGUACAGGCAAAUAUACGAGAUGAUCGAAGCUAUAUUGGAUGGCCGCAAGCAUUAUCUGGAAAGUGUGCACGAUUCGGAGAAGUAUAAUGUGUUGUUGCAACAGUUCGAAUCACAACGCAGAGAAUUAAUCUCCAUUUUGAUUGAUGACGAACAGUAUGAAUAUGCCGCAAAGUUAGCCGAAAAAUAUCUGGACUUCCAAAGUUUGGUAAUCAUUUGUGAUGAAACGAAAAAUCAAGAUCGCCUCGAUGGUUAUAUAAAAAGGUUCGAAGAAUAUGACUUUUCGCAGUUUGCAAUCAAUUGGCAUUUGCGGCAAAAUCGUCAAGGUGAAGUGUUCGAACGUUUCAAGGGCAAUCAGGCGGCGCUCUCACAAUUUAUGCGCGAUCAUCCCACAUUAGCCUGGAUACAAUUGGUGUUCAAUGGCGAUUUUGAGCGCGCCGCGAAGAUUUUGCUGCAACUGGCGCAAAACGAAACAGAAUUCGUACAAAGAAAGAAGUCCAUGCUAUCGCUGGCUAAAUUAGCUGCCUUCGCUUCAGCGGACUCGGACUUAGGCAUACAAUUGGAGAGUAUUAAUGCCGAAUUGAACAUAAUUGAUUAUCAGGAGCAACUAAGUGAAGCUUUAAUGCAGAAUUUCGGUUACGAUGUGGAGAAUCCCAAAGUGCUCAAAGUGGAAGAGAUCAUAAAUCUUUUUAUAUCUGAAGAAAACGAAAAUGUAAAUGAAUUCGAAUUUCGUAAAGCUCUGGAGCUACUCAACUACAUAGACGAGCCGUAUGAUGUGCGGCAUAAAAUAUGGUCGGCGGCGAUUUUGCGUGAUAACUGGACCGCUUACGAUGCGAACAAUGCUGUGGACUAUCUGCAGAAUUUAAUUUUCUUCAAAUUAGUCGAAGUUUGCCAUUUAAUGGAUGGCGAUUGCGAGACUUUUCUGCCACCGAUGGAGGAUUUCCUGAAUAGUCCUGAACUAGGCGAUUUGGUGCACAACACAUCGUUUCAAUAUCUUUUCAAAUUAACUUAUGAAUAUAUAGCCGAUGCAUUUAAAAAGCCAAUUGAGACAAGCAUGGAGUUGUGAACAGUGUGUUAGCGUUUAGUGUUUAUGAAAUAACUUAAAUGUCUUUUUUGUAUUGGUGAAUAAAUGUUUUUAUAAGA
Molecule: messenger RNA, 3759 nt
Organism: Bactrocera neohumeralis
Lineage: Eukaryota; Metazoa; Arthropoda; Insecta; Diptera; Tephritidae
Gene: Nup133
Product: nuclear pore complex protein Nup133
Exons: 13
Coding region: 101-3682 (1193 amino acids)
Biological process (GO): protein import into nucleus; transcription-dependent tethering of RNA polymerase II gene DNA at nuclear periphery; poly(A)+ mRNA export from nucleus
Cellular component (GO): nuclear pore outer ring
Molecular function (GO): protein binding; structural constituent of nuclear pore
Source: RefSeq, a predicted model, not a curated record